AUGGCACUGCAGUAUUCCAUCAUCGUGCUACUGAUUAUUCUAAAACUUGUCACCUACAUUGUCGCCAGGGAUGAUGACGACGAAGAUGGCUUUGCUGACGACGAAAAGAUACCAACCGAUUGUAGCAACAUGGACUGCCAUCACUCACAUCAACCAACUUCAUUAUUCGACGAUUAUACCAAUGACGAAGAACAAUACCCACCAUCAUGGAUCUUUGUUGUCUGA
Lichtheimia ornata is the source of this 225-nucleotide messenger RNA. RefSeq lists its product as uncharacterized. The transcript has a single exon. NCBI's taxonomy places the organism in Eukaryota, Fungi, Mucoromycota, Mucoromycetes, Mucorales, Lichtheimiaceae. The record is from RefSeq and is a predicted model, not a curated record. The coding region runs from base 1 to 225 and encodes 74 amino acids.